AUGCCCACCCCAGGCAGUCAGGCUUCUCCAACUGGCUCAGCUAGUCAGUCUAUGCCACCGCCUGUACCUGCUCACUCCAGGAGACAGCUGUCAAACAGGCUUUCCUUACAGACGAACUUUGGAUACAGAGAACUGCUGGUCAUGUCUACAGGAGACAGACAGUCUGUUUUGCGUACGACGAAGGUCCGCACCACGCUGAAGGGCGACAACAGCUGGAUCCAACGUCGCAAAGAUACUGAAGAAGAGGAGGAGCAGAAGCCAUGGAUCGCAGAGGUGCGCGCAAGUCGUGUCAAUGGUGCAUUCAGCGACACCCCACCAGAAACGACCCCCACCCAACCAGAGCCUGAGCCAAAGCUCGGCACAGACAGCCCUAAGGCACCAGCAUCUGGAUACCUGAUCAGAGGCGUUUUCACAAAGACGGACACCAAACCAACUUCACCGAAAUCGACCAAUGGCUAUAGUGGGACGUCUGUCUUCAACAAAAAGUCCUCAGAGGGAUACAAGAAGAUUGCUCCUCACACAGUUCGCCCAAGCCUGGAGAGCACAGCUGGAGAGACAGACCCAGCUGUCAGCAAAGAGGAACAGGAAAGAAGGACAGAGGCGGCCAGCAACGUCCUGAAGAGCUCAGCAGCCAGGCAGCGAUCCUACGUACUUUCAGCUGCAAAGAAAUAUGAGAUUCCACCAGAGAAACCGGACAGCUCUGACCCCCCAGUCAUAUCUUUUGUUGCCAAAAGGGUUGUCAUCAGUGAUGAUGAAGACAGUGACUCAGCAGCCAAACCACCAGCAGCCCCAGCUCCUCCAAAUCCUCCGGCUCAGCCUGCACCUAAACAGAGUGCGGAGAUGAGUGUGGAUGGGCUGGCACUUCCAGUUGCUCCACUCCAAAAGAAAGUGCCAUCUGCAACACCUGAACCAACACCUAGAACCAAUGCAGAGCCCACUCCAAAAAAAAGCGGUAAUGCCCUUGAUGCCCUCUCUGACACUCUGAUGUCUUCCACCCCAGCACCCACCAGUGUCUCCAAGCCGGUUGCUGAAGUCAUUCCACCUGCUCCAGAGGCAAAAAAAGCCCCAUCCACAGCCCCCGAACCCAAAACGGAGCCCACUCCUAAACCAAGUGCCACUGAGCCAGUCACUCCAGCUGUCCCUGUCGCAAAGGAAGCCCCAUCCACAGCACCUGAACCUAAACCCAAAGCAGAGCCCACUCCUAAAGCCAGUGUCACAGAGCCAGUCGCUCCACAGAAGGUUCCAGCAGCAACACCAGAGCCACAGCCCAAAGCAGAGCCCACUCCAAAAACCAGUGCUGCUACCCCAACUACUCCAGCUGCUCCAGCUACACAGAAAGCCCCAACUGCAGCACCAGAAAUCAAACAGGAACCUGUGCCUAAACAAAGUGUUACUGAACCACUCCCAGCUGCACAGAAAGCCCCAUCCACAACGCCAGCACCCAAACAGGAACAAACUCCUAAACAAAGUGUUACUGAGCCAAGUGCUCAAGUCCCUCCAGUUGAUCCAGUGGCUGCAGAAAAGAAAGCCCCAGCUGCAACACCUGAAGUCAUAAAACAGCCCACUCCGAAACCAAGUGUCACUGAGCCAGUUCCAGCUGCUCCAGUUCAACAAAAAGCCCCGUCCACAACACCAGUACCUAAAGCAGAGCCCACUCCUAAACCAAGUGUCACUGAGCCGGUUCCAGCUCCUCCAGUUGCACAGAAAGCCCCGUCCACAACACCAGAACCCAAACCCAAAACAGAGCCUGCUCCGAAACCAAGUGUCACAGAGCCGGUUCCAGCCCCGUCCACAACACCAGAACCCAAACCCAAAACAGAGCCUGCUCCUAAACCAAGCGUCACUGAGCCGGUUCCAGCUGCUCCAGCAGCACUGAAAACCCCAUCCACUACACCAGAACCCAAACCCAAAACAGAACCCACUCCAAAAAAAAGUGUUGCUGAGCCAGUUCCAGCUGCACCAGUCCCACUCACAACACCAGAACCCAAACCCAAAACAGAGCCAACUCCUAAAGCAAGGGUUGACCCUAAGCUGGUCAAGAAGACCAACGACUUGAACGAUGAUGAUCUGCUGGGGCUGACUCAGAGUGCCCCUCAGAAGCCAGUGAACCCCGUCCCCACCACCACAGACCUGCUGUCAGGAGCUGACAGCUCUCUGCCCAAGACUGAGAAGACCAAGAAAUCUCUGGACCUGCUUGCGGACGACGUCAUCCCCUUUAAUACCAAUCCUGACAAAAGUUCAACAGAAACGGUCAACAUCACAACCACCAAAACUGAGACCAUCACACAGAACAGCUCUCUGCCCCAAUCACAGAAGACUCAGGAGCCUUUGGACCUGCUUGUGUUUGACCUCCACACCAAAAACGACAAACCGGACGCUGACAAAACACAGAGCAAAUUUGAUAGGACCAAAACUGUGACCAGGCCGAAGGAGGAAUUACUGAGCUCUGCUGAUCCAUUUGAUCCUAUUCCGAUAGUGAGUGAGUGCACAAAGAGCCCUGUGGAGCUGUUCGAUCCUCUACUGUCGGACAGUGGGAAUCUGCCUGCCGAUGCCCUGAGCUCCUUGGCUAAAGAUGUCAUUCCAAUCGACACAGACAUCACAAGCCUCAGCGGUGACACUUCAAAGAAGCCUUCUGACAGCAGUGUACCCGGCGCAAACCAGAGGUCAUCUGACAAUGUCUCCCCAUGGGACAGAUGGACAUCUCCUAUUCUGAACACCACAACAGAGAACAGGGAGGCCGACCCGCAACCGAUGGAGACAAGUUACACACCUUACACCAGAAGGGUGGACAGGAGUGCCCUGGAGCCGAAGUCACUGGACAAUGACAUUAAGAAGGGCAUCGUUUAUGUCAAAGAGUACGUAAACACGCCUGAACUGCCCACGUACAACAGCAGCGACGUGGAUUAUGUGACCUCGACCAGCUCCAACUAUGCAUACAGCAGCCCCUCCAGCACAAACAUGACCGCCUGCACAUAUUGUGGUGGCCUCGUAGGGAACGACGCCAAGAUCACCAUCGAACACCUCAACAUCUCGUGCCAUCCUGAAUGCUUCAAGUGCGGCAUCUGCAGUAAACCAAUGGGAGAUUUUCUCCACAGCAUGUUUUUGCACCGCGGGACAGUCCAUUGUGAAAGCUGCUACGCUAACGUACUUUAGUCUUUACUCUACAGCUUCCUUCUUCACCACUGCGCUGAAUGUUAGUUACCAAUGUAGACAUCACAACACAUUUAAAGUCCUUGGAGUUUGUACCUUUGGAUUAUUUAGAAAUUAAAUAUGUUCUCUUUGAAUUCUUCUUCACUCCUACAACAAAUUGUUACUAUUCCUGUCGUUUAACGUUAUUCUGGAGCAUUAAAUGUGUUUGGUGGUUUAGUUUCAGGCUUUUCAGCAUCUUUCUCGGUUCACGUUAAGAAAUUUGAAGUAUCAAGAAUAAAAUCUCCCCCCGUUUUAAUCCUUCGAAGCAGAAUAUUUUUCUAAAACUGUGAAUACAUUUACUUGAAAAUAUCUACUGUAUUUCUUUCACAUAGUGCAACAGAAUAUCAUCGAAACGGCAAAUAAAAGUUUGUGUAUA
Molecule: messenger RNA, 3565 nt
Organism: Pygocentrus nattereri (red-bellied piranha)
Lineage: Eukaryota; Metazoa; Chordata; Actinopteri; Characiformes; Serrasalmidae
Gene: znf185
Product: zinc finger protein 185 with LIM domain
Exons: 41
Coding region: 1-3153 (1050 amino acids)
Source: RefSeq, a predicted model, not a curated record